Struthio camelus australis is the source of this 7140-nucleotide messenger RNA. RefSeq names its product RNA polymerase II associated protein 1 (gene RPAP1). NCBI's taxonomy places the organism in Eukaryota, Metazoa, Chordata, Aves, Struthioniformes, Struthionidae. The record is from RefSeq and is a predicted model, not a curated record. Gene Ontology annotation, biological process: transcription by RNA polymerase II.
GGCAAUUCGGUUCUUUAAGUUGUUAAUAGCAGCUUGUUGCUUUUGAUUUUAUUUUUGUGCUGUGCAGGGGCUCCUUUUCUGCAGAGACUGAUCAGCCGAGUUGGGGACACCAGUGUUUCUUAAGGCAGGGCAUUGUAUGCAUGUAUGUGCUUUGUGGCUGGCAGGAAAAAGAAACAGCCACUGAGUAUUAGUGACCAGUGUGAGCUGUAGAGUCUCUUUGAGGAGAUGCUCUUGCAGUGUUUGGCCUGGGCUCUCCUUCUGGGAGGAGCAUCUCUACAAAUACCUGCCCUUUCCAUAGCAGAUUGACAAGAAAGGUAGCAACUUUAAUCUGGAAUAUCUAGAUUACCAGUCAUUACAGUAUCAAGUACAGAAAACAUUCUUGUGAAAGAGUGGAAUGCAAAUAUUAGACUUAUCACUUUGCAGAGCAGUUAAGAAUGCUGAAUGUUGCUUUUCUGCACUUGUGAUCCUGUAUUUGUGUUUCUAGGCCAGUAUCCUCAACAGGUUAUCUGUACUGGCUAGAUGGUGAUCCCUCUGUCCAUAUAGCAAAGGUGUGCAGUUGAGCUUUUGAGUAGCCAGUUGUAAGAUUGGAGGUAACAAGACCAUAGGAUGCUGGAGUCAGUGCUGAUGAUCAGCUGUGUGUUAUACUUCUUGAAUGUUUUCUCUGAGCACUGGUGGAUGAGAAUUGCGCUUCAUGAUGGCCAGUUGGAAGGGAACUGGACUGCGGGGUUGUAUUUCUGCCUUCUCUUCAACGUCAGUCAGAACUGCAAUGACAACCCAGGUUCCAUGUGAAAGCACGCUGGGCCAGGCCACAAGAACAAGAAGGCAGGAUGUUGUCAAGACCGAAGCCUGGGGAGUCCGAGGCAGACCUGCUGCACUUCCAAAACCAGUUCCUGGCAGCCAGAGCAUCACCUGCAGUGAAGAUUGUGAAGAAAACAGACAAGAGGAAGGGGGAGGAAGGGAGCAGAGAUGCUGAGAGGCCACCGCUACAGGACAGCAAGGAUGUGGUCAUGCUGGAUGAUUUUCCUGAUGUUCCCCCAGCUCUAACUCCAACUCCUCCAAAAAAAUCCAAAAUCAAAAGUGCCUGCGUCCACUUUGAGGAUGAAGAUCCAGAGGAAAGACUGGAGAGUCACGAUCAGCACAUCACAGCGGUCUUCAGCAAAAUUAUUGAACGGGACACAAGUGCAGUAGCAGUGACCAUUCCAGUGCCAAGUGGAGACCCGUUUCCCAGAACAUUUCACCGCUCUGCGAUAAAAAGUGAGGUGAAGGUGGGAUCUGGAAGAAAAAGCAUCUUUGCGCAAAAGAUCGCAGCAAGAAGAGCUGCUGAAAAGGCAGCGACAGCUCCCUCUGCUGCCGAGUGCGUGCAAAUACGAUCAGUUCCUGUGGGUACCUUGGGUCCUGAGGGAUCAGAAGGAGAGGCACCCCUCCCCAGCCUCGGUGUCGAUAAAACUGUUGACUUCUGGACCUCUCAGCGGCCCUAUAUUAUCACGGGAGAGGGUCUUGGAAAUGAAAAGAGUGAGCAGGAAGCUCAGGCUAUUCACAAGGAGAACUUGGAGAAGCUGCAGUCCAUGUCCCAGGAAGAGAUCCUGCAGGAGCGAGAGAGGCUUCUGGCUCAGUUGGAUUCCAGUUUAGUUGCUUUCUUAAAGUCACGACGUGAUGGUGAUGAAGGCCAGAAAAAGGAAUUAAAAAAGGAGCGGGACGGGCCAGAGGAGUCUUUGGAAACUGUGCCUCAACAUGGUGUAGGAGCAUCUCCUUCCAUACAGGGAUCAGACAUGGAAGAAUCUGUAACGAAGGAAGAAAAUGAAAAAGUAGAAAGCACAGAAGGCGAUCUGCCUGUGAAGCCCAAGAAGGAAUGGAUCCACAUGGAUAAUGUGGAGUUCGAGAAGUUGGAAUGGAUGAGAGAUUUGCCUCCACCCCGGCAGAAGAAAACCAGAAAGGGAAUGCAAGCUCGAUUCAGUUUGAAGGGAGAAUUGAUUCCUGCAGAUGCUGAUUUACCUACUCAUUUAGGCCUGCAUCACCAUGGAGAGGAGGCAGAGAGGGCUGGUUAUUCUCUCCAAGAACUCUUUCAUUUGUCUCGCAGCCAAGUUAUUCAACAGAGGACCCUGGCUCUACAGGUUUUGGGUCGUAUCGUUCAAAAGUCCAGGGCUGGGGAGUUCACUUCCUCCUUGAAGGGCAGUGUUCUGCGUCUGCUCCUUGAUGCUGGGUUUCUCUUCUUGCUGCGCUUCUCCCUGGACGAUGCAGUGGAUAAUGUCAUGGCAGCAUCUGUUGCUGCUCUCCGAGCUCUGCUGGUGUCACUGGAUGAUGAGAAAUAUCUUGAUUGGACUUUCUCAUGGUAUCAAGGAAUGGCUGCAUUCCCCUUUGUCCCCAACAAUGAGGAGGAAGAAGAAGAUGAAGAGGAUGAACUAACUGGAACUGAGAAGUCUCAAGACAAAAAAUUAAAAGAUGAAAACAAGCCAGAUCCAGAUGUGGCCCGAUAUGAUGUUGUAAAAGGACUUUUGAAGACGCGGAUCCAGCACCGGCUGAGAUACAUCCUUGAGGUGGUACGACCUGUUCCAACAGUAGUCCUGGAUAUCCUGCAUAUCCUCACCCACAUAGCAAGGCACUCCUCUGAGGCAUGCAGCCAGCUGCUUGACUGUCCUCGGUUGAUCGAGACCAUUGUCAGGGAAUUUCUCCCCACACAGUGGGAUCCCCGAGUGGCUGAACCAGGGUGUUUACUCGCCAGUGUCCAUGGUGUUCCUUGUGCCGGUGCUAUGAAGUUCAUCAGGGUGUUGGCAUCUGGAGGCCGAAAUGCAACGGCCCGGCUGCUCAACAAAUUUGAAAUGAAGAGUUGUUUAAGUCGAUUUAUAGCUGAAGACCCGCUGGAUCUGCUUCUGCCAAAGGAAGAAGCCAUCAGGCUAAGCACUGAAGCCUUCCGGCUGUGGGCUGUGGCUGCUGGCUAUAGCCAGGCCUGUGACCUUUAUAGAGAUCUCUACCCUGUGCUGGUGAGGAUUCUGCAGUCCCUGCCUGAGUUGCUUGGCGUUUACCAUGAGAAGAGCCCUAUGCUUGAGCUGUCUGUCCAGCGAGCCACAGCAGUGGUUACUCUGCUGAUACAUGUGACACAAACAGCAGGCUGCACAACGGAGCUGCAGGCCCAGCAGAGCAGUAAUGGCUCAGAAGAUAACAAACAGAUUCUUCCUCCGCCAGUAACAUGGAAUCAAGUGUCAAGCUUACGGCCCUUUCUUGAGACCGGUCUGAAAAGAAUCCUCCAGGAGAUAUCCCAGACAGAAACUUGGCAAGCUCUCCAGCCUCUAACCACAACUUAUAUGAUCUACUUGGGAGUUUAUUACAGUGCUUGCAGCCAACAGCCAUCAGUUAAUCCAAUUGACUGCUUAGAGGAGCUGGAACACUUGACAUCUGAGGUACUGCUGCCCCUUCUCAGCCAGCCAGCCCUACACCGCAUGUGGGAUUUGCUCAGGCCAUGUUCUGCUUUGUGCAAUCCUCUGUCCUGUGCCCCAGCACCAGAGUCUGUCUUCAGUAUUGUGUCUUUGAGUUGUACUGGAGGCAAACCUCCCCUGAGCCUAGUUGGCUCCAAGUCACCUUUCCCCUUCCUCACUGCCCUCCUCUUUCUCAUCAAUAGCAUCACGCACAUUCACAAAGGGCUGAUCAGCAAGUACAGCUCUGUGCUGGACUUCAAAGGCUUGAAGGAUUAUCUGCAUCUGAGCUGGCAGACUGGACCUCCCUCUGUAACACCCUCAUCUGCAUGGAUAUUGCGCCAUGAAUAUCAUCUGCAGUACUUUGUGUUAACGUUGGCUCGGAGAAUGGCAGGCACUUGUCCAGAUUAUGCCCAGCAUGCCUCACUCCAUCACUGUGUUGCCAUGGCAUUGCUAAGCCGUCUGUUGCCAGGAAGUGAACAUCUGGCUCAUGAGGUCCUACUGGAUCUUGCCUUUAAUCCAGAGUUUUUUCCUGAAGGGAAAGCUGGAGGGCCAGAAGCAGCUGACUUCUCUGAUAUCCUGCACUUGGGUACCAGUGCCAAACUGGCACAGCCUGGCUCUCUGGCAGCAUUUUUUUCCAAGCCUACCCGUGGUGUCCUGCUGAGAGAAUCGUACCAGAAUCUGCGUUUCAUCCGCUCCUGUUACCUCUCUCAUUUUGUUCACUUACAACCUACCCUAGUGCGUUCCCGGGCAUCCUACCAAGGACAGAAUUACCUCAUCCAGUCAAUGCUGCUUCCUGCAGUCAAAGGGCCCAUCCUUCCUUCAGACUGGCCAUUCUUUCCCCUUAUCAAACUCUACAACAAAGUGACGAGUGCAGAAACGCGGGGGGCUGUGCUGAACUCUCUCCCACUUGAUCUAGUCAACACUGUGACCUGGAACUUGCAGUGGAUCUUGUUACUGGAAACUUGGCGUGCUAAAACCCUUCAGAGCAUCCCUGCUGCUGCCAAACUUGCACGGCUUAUGUGUGUCUUCCUCACAGGCGGUGACCUCUUUCUAGAAGCACCAAUCCAUUGCUACACAGCCGCCCUUCUCUCUCUCUAUUGCCAGCCCAAAGCACUGGAUUCCCUGAACUUGGAUGCUCCUCUCCCUGGUUUGGCUUCAUUCCAUGAUCUCUAUACAAGUCUCCUGGAGCAGUUUGAAGGUGUAUCCUUUGGAGAUCCACUCUUUGGAGCCUUUGUUCUUCUGCCUCUGCAGAAGCGUUUCAGCGUUCAUCUGCGACUCUCUGUCUUUGGGGAGCACACAAGUAUUCUGAGGGCACUGAGGGUCCCGCUUCAGCAGUUCCCCGUGCCUCUUGAGCGAUAUACUGCCCCUCCUGAGGAUAACCUGAACCUCCUGCGACUCUACUUCCGAACACUGGUCACCGGAGCACUGCGCCACUCCUGGUGCCCUGUUCUUUAUGUGGUAGCUGUGGCUCAUGUGAACAGCUUUAUUUUCUCCCAAGAUAGCACCACACAGGAGGGUGAUGCUGCUCGGAAAAGCAUGCUGAAGAAGACAUGGCUCUUGGUGGAUAAGACCUUGAAAAAGCACCUUCUCUACUACAAAAUGCUGAAUGCAGAGAGCCCUUUGGGAUUUGAUCUUUAUGAGCAACUCCCUCCUAUGCGACUAAAGUACCUGCAGAUGGUGACGCAGAAAGAAAAGGAGGAGAAUGCAUCAUUGCUAGUCUCAUAGCAAAGCGCUUGUGUAAGAGGAGGGCCAAGGGGAAGAAUGGAAAAGCUUAGUUCAUGCUUCAGUGAUGAAAAAACACCCACUUCAGAUAGGUAACGGUGUCUUGCUUGGACAAUCUUGGUGUCUCUGCAAAGUGAAGCGCUAUUAGAAUGCACCUAGCCUUGCACAACAAUACAAGUCUUCUCAAGAUAUGACAAGAUAUGUGUAUGGCCUCCCCAUGCUGAAGGCUGGGACGUGUUCUUCCAUUCUUCAAGUUCUUCUGCUUCUUCCUGGAGGAGAUGAGAAAAAUGUGCCUGGGAGGCAUUGGACUGAAUAAAAGGAAAGACGUGAAAAAGUUGUUUGGUUUAUUCCAGCUGGAUGUUGUGGGUUCUUGAGAUGAUGUCAGUCUUCAUCUCCAUCUUCUGAAUGCAGACCUCUUCCUUGCUUUUUUGUCCUGAGCUUUGUUUGAAUGGUCCCCUUGCAAACAGAAUGACAACACAAGAAGAAAAAAGCUGAUCCUAUGCGCUGUUUUUUUUUUUUUUGAUUGGGUUUUGUUUUGUUUUUAAACAGGUAGUUUAUCUAGGACAGUGUUGUGGUUGCUAUCAGUCAUGCAGAUGUUUUACAUCAGACCUCUAAGGAUGCAACAGAAACAAUAGUUGCUAAUGCAGUGGUAGAUACAAUGGUGCAUCCUCCCUUGGCUGUCUUUUGGACAGUCUCUAACCUGCUUGCUUUUCUCUCUUAAUUUAGUUGUGUGUCACAAGAUUAAAAAAUAAUUUCUUUGCAGGAUGCUCAGCAGUCACCGCUCCCUAUAAGAGGGGGAAAAAACCCAAGUACCUGCUUGUUUAACUAGAGUGUGCAUUGAUUGUCCCCUCAGAAGAGGGGAAUAUAAUUUAAAUUUUAAAGUGGAAGUUCCUAAGUUUAAACUUAAUUUUAAAAAUUCCUAAAUUGACCCCACUUCUCAUCCUAAGUCAACCACAAGGGCUGCAAGUGUAUUGCCCUGAAAGGCUCAUCAGGAGGGCCAGCUCAAGCUCAGAAUAUACUGCUUAGUGCAGUUUACUGAGGCCAAUGUUUCAUUCAUAUCCCAAUUUUGCAAAAACUAUUGGGAGUGUCUGGCAGGCUUGAGGGGAGGGGAGUUGCUUCUUUGAAAAGAACUUGCUAAAGUUCAUUUGUUUUGUUCUUGUGAAUAAACUCUUUUGGAAGGUGCAGGGUGAUGCCUAGCCUGAAGACUUAAACUUCUCUCUUUAUCUACUGUACAGGCCAAGCUAGCUUCCCUCGGAAGAGUCCAUUCCUGUCUCGGCCUUGAUUCAGUGAAUGUGCUCGUAAGAGUGAGGAACUUUGCUAAUAAGAAUAUGCAUCUCAAUUUACUCCUUGACACUAUAGCUAACUCAUUCGUGUAGGCCCCUGAACAGCUUGUACUGAUUGAAAUUGCUCCAGACUGGAAAAAAAUUCAAGGUAGCAACUCCUACGGCUGUGCUUGCUGUCUCUGCAAGGGCAGUUCUCUCGUUCAGUCCCCUUCAGGUCGCAAGACAGUGUUUCUGGUUUAUCUUCAGUCUGUUCCACCUCUUUUCCUCUUUAUUUCAAAUAGGACAUGGGCAGAGCUUAUGUUUCAUUCUAGUAUCUUUUUUCCUAUUGCGGCUUUUGAUCUGUGAUUUCUCUCAGUUGCAGAUCAAUAUUAUGAAGUAACAAAAGCACAAAGUGGUCAAUAUUGAUUGUUUUUUUUUUUUUUAUUUCUUAAUUAUUUUAGAAGUACUUGAUGUGAUUAAAAGUUUUAUUGAAGGCAAUCAAGUUUUUGUUCUGUCUGGAUGAUGACCUGGCAGUAGUGUCUCAAGACCAACGAGUGGAGAGAUUUAAUGACUCCUUGGCUGCCCAUUUAAGAACAGCUUUCAUCUUUCAUUAAGGAUUUUGCCACUUGCUUUUCUGACCUCUAGUUAUUUUUAAAAAAACAAAAACAAAAAAAAAACCCUUCCUGUCCUUUUGCAAUGCGAAGUUGAGUUUUGGAAUGUGUAUAAGGUGUAAAUAAACAUUUUGA